AGCGCAGAGCGUACCAUCUGCGCGGGCUCCCCUCGCCGCGCACUGCGGAGCCGCCUCGCGCGCCGAGAGCGGCCGCAUCAUAACAACAUUAUUAGAGCCUGGAACCAAUAUAUGACAGCCACAUAAAAAAAAAAAGGCAAAAAAAAAAAAAAAAAAAAAAGCCCCACCAUGUCGGUUGCCUUUGCUUCUGCUCGCCCAAGAGGCAAAGGGGAGGUCACCCAGCAAACUAUCCAGAAGAUGCUAGAUGAAAAUCACCACCUAAUACAAUGUAUUAUGGAUUAUCAGAGCAAGGGGAAAACUGCAGAAUGUACUCAAUACCAACAAAUCUUGCACAGAAACCUGGUUUACUUGGCAACAAUAGCAGAUUCUAAUCAGAAUAUGCAGUCCUUGCUUCCUGCUCCACCAACGCAAAACAUAAACUUGGGCCCAGGAGGAAUGACUCAGAGUGCAUCCAACCAAUCUCUCCAUUCACAGAGCAAUCUCAGUGAUGCAAUUGGGACAGGCCUUCCUCCUUCCUCCCUCAUGCAGAGUCAGAUUAGCAAUGGUCCUAAUCACGUGUCUAUGCAGCAGUCAGGCCAGAACACUAUGCCCACAACCUCUCUGAGUAUGACUGUCAGCAGUCAUGGAACUGGGCCUGGUUAUAGCCAUACAGUGCCUGCAUCUCAGAAUGUGCCAAUGCAAGGCCAGGGGUCAAUAGGCAAUUAUGUCUCUCGAACAAACAUCAACAUGCAGUCUAAUCCAGUCUCCAUGAUGCACCAGCAAGCAGCAACAUCCCAUUACAACUCAGCACAAGGAGGGAGCCAGCAUUACCAGGGGCAGUCCUCCAUUGCCAUGAUGAGUCAGAGCAACCAAGGCAACAGCAUGAUGGGUCAGCGACCAAUGGGCCCUUACAGAGCUUCACAGCAAGGUUCCUCACAACAGUACAUGGGUCAGGAAGAGUAUUACAGUGAACAGUACAGCCAUGGACAAGGCUCAUCAGAACCUAUGAAUCAGCAAUAUUACCCAGAUGGUCAUGGUGAUUAUGCCUAUCAGCAGUCAUCCUAUACUGAACAGAGCUAUGACAGAUCAUUUGAUGACUCUACACAGCACUAUUAUGAAGGAGGAAAUUCUCAGUAUAGCCAGCAGCAGGCAGGAUACCAACAGGGAGCUGCACAACAGCAAACAUAUACUCAGCAGCAAUACCCAAAUCAACAAAGUUACCCAGGACAACAGCAAGGAUAUGGUCCUGCACAAGGAGCCUCUUCACAAUAUUCCAGUUACCAACAGGGCCAGGGGCAGCAAUAUGGAAGUUACAGAACUUCCCAGACAGGACCCUCCGCUCAGCAACAGAGGCCUUAUGGCUAUGAGCAGGGACAAUAUGGAAAUUAUCAGCAAUAAAAGAACAUGAUCCUGUAUGAGAUUCAUUUCAACAGUAUAUCCAUCUUUUGAACUGGAUGUACAGGCAGUUUUGAUUAAUUGUAAUAUGUUGGUUACCCCUUAGCACAAAUCAGCGUCUGUAUGUGAACAGUGUUCAUUUCAUGCUGGAUAUGAAGCAGUGCACUACUGGUAACACGACAAUGCUUUAAUGGUUUGAUAUUUGGUGCUGUGUAUAGUACUGUAUGUUGAUACAAUGCAGAAUUUUUUUCAUUUCCCCCUGCCAUUCUUGAUGUUUCUAAAUAGCUUUAGGAUCAUUUGAUCACAGUUGUGCCCAGCUCUGGAAAACAGCCAGGUUAUUUUGCAGUCUGGCUAAAUACAAAGCCAUGUAGUCAUAUCUCAGUCCAGGGAAGUAUCCUAGGGAAGAUUAUUGAUUGUUGUUUAAGUGGAUGCAUUGAAGUUUACCUGCCAGCUUCUGAAAUUUAUGGCUCUUAACUUUACUCCUUUAGAGUAAGGAGAGGGAUACGUUCCUUAUGUGAAGUCAGUUCCAUGCUGUAAGAUAAAAAGAAAAUUAACUGCAAUCUUUGCAAUACCUGCUAGGGCCCACCACCUAAGUCUUCUAAUUUAAUAUAUCUCCAUAAGUCCAUGUUUCUGUUGUAAAAGAUGCAGAAAGAUGAUCAAACCUAUAUUCAAGAAAAUAUUAAUCACUAGAGGCACCUUUUAUAUAUCCAUGUAAACGAAGGUAUUUCUAUCAUGGAAAGAAAAAUAGAAGGGAGAUUUGAGAUCUGGAAUGUCAGCCUACUAAAUGUCAAUAUUGCUUCGUAUUGUGCUAAACUAAGAAAAAAUCUGGCAAAACUCUAGUCUUAAAUACGGUACUCCAAAUUUUAUAACUCGCAUGUUUAUUUUGAUGCCAGAUUUCCCAGGCAGGUAGCUGGCAUCCUUCUUUAUUUCUGAUCCUUCCAUUGCCCUUACUCAGUGUU
Molecule: messenger RNA, 2333 nt
Organism: Rhea pennata
Lineage: Eukaryota; Metazoa; Chordata; Aves; Rheiformes; Rheidae
Gene: SS18L1
Product: SS18L1 subunit of BAF chromatin remodeling complex
Exons: 11
Coding region: 169-1377 (402 amino acids)
Biological process (GO): positive regulation of dendrite morphogenesis
Molecular function (GO): transcription coactivator activity
Source: RefSeq, a predicted model, not a curated record